AUGGAGACCUUGAUGGAGGGAAAGUCGGAGCGUUUCUACCUAGUUGCGGAGGAUCUGUUCUUAUCUCUGCUUUGUUCCUUUGGCAAUUGGUACAACAAAUCAGGUCGAGCCGAGCUUCACAGGCUUUCCUCCAAUUCUUCGAACUCUUCCGAAAGCCCGGCGGAGAUGUUUGCGCACGAAUGGCAUGGAUUCCUCCCUCCCUGCCACAUGAGGGUGCUUCAGGUGUGCCCCAUUUUGGCAUUGCUGGCUAUUUUGUUGACCACUCCGGUUCUUCUAGUGCGUAUCAUGUCCCGUGUCAACCUUCGGCAGCAAACCCGAUACCUUCUCCUAGCCAAUCUGCUCUUCAGUGACCUGCUCUUCGUUUGUAUGAUCAUCUUGAGUGCCUGCAUCAAUUCGGCUGGUGUGCUGAUGACCGAGUGGCCGUGUGCUGUUCUGCUGUUCCUAUCAGCAAUUCUAUACAGCUGUGGGGUGCUUAGUAUUACAGCAAUGGUGCUGGAUACCUGCUUUGCGGUGUUGGCACCUCUUCGCUACCUUGCAGUUUGGCCCGUCUCGAGAACCUACGGAGCAGUUGCCAUCAUCUGGGCCAUCUCAGUCUUUUUUCCUGCAGCUGCUGUUGGGAUGUUUUUGUGGUACCAUAGCACUGGUCCAUGCGCCCUCCAUCUUUGCUCCUUACCUUUGCUGAUUGUUUUAACUGUUAGCCAUUUUCGCCCUCUGCACGUGUCCAUGCUCCUGACUAUCACUGGUAUCAUCUGUAUCCUACUUCUGGUGUUGUCUGGUUAUCUCAUCCUCUACUUUUGCACCCGUCCUUCAGGCGUGUGGAAAGGCGAGGCCUGGUCCCGCGCUAGAGGAACUUUUCUUAUUCAUUACCUCCACCUGUUCUUGGCUUUCUGUCCUCUGCUGGUGUUGGUGAUUGAGCUGAUGCUUUGCCAUAAAAGUGAGACCGUGGACCUCCGAGCGAACCUGUGGAUGUCCCUGGUGGUGUGUAACGUCCUGCUGGUCCUGCCCAAAGCCUUCGCUCCUUAUCUGUACGGCCUGCGCUAUAGAGAACUGUGCAGGGUUUUGGUCCAGUUCUUUCGGCUGAACAAGCCCACAGAAAUCACACCUGUGAUAUAAAGAUGCGUGUUCGAACCUGUGGAGAAGACUUUUGAGAGGGAUGUUGAGUUUGUUGUGAUGAAACUUUUGAAAUGAGCCAGCUGUACUGAUGCUCGACUGUCUAUUUUUUAAGAAUAAUGUGAGAAUAAUCAAGGCUAUAAUGAAAUUCACUUGAAUAUUAUCAUAAAUACAUUUGCUGUGUUUAUUAUGGUGUUAUGUAUGUAUACUGUGUGUUUUGGUAGUAAAAACUCUAAGGCUAUCAAUUAUUCAUACAUUCAUUCAUUUUCCUUUGGCUUAGUCCCUUUAUUCAUCAGU
Messenger RNA from Danio aesculapii, 1407 nucleotides. Its product is annotated as probable G-protein coupled receptor 148. Gene Ontology annotation, biological process: G protein-coupled receptor signaling pathway. The coding region runs from base 1 to 1113 and encodes 370 amino acids. NCBI's taxonomy places the organism in Eukaryota, Metazoa, Chordata, Actinopteri, Cypriniformes, Danionidae. The transcript has a single exon. Gene Ontology annotation, molecular function: G protein-coupled receptor activity. Gene Ontology annotation, cellular component: membrane. The record is from RefSeq and is a predicted model, not a curated record.